This is a messenger RNA of Spodoptera litura, 1774 nucleotides long. RefSeq lists its product as uncharacterized. Gene Ontology annotation, biological process: protein ubiquitination. Lineage: Eukaryota; Metazoa; Arthropoda; Insecta; Lepidoptera; Noctuidae. Gene Ontology annotation, molecular function: ubiquitin-protein transferase activity. The record is from RefSeq and is a predicted model, not a curated record.
UAUAUAUAAAUAAAUAAGUAUAUAUGUAUAUAUAUGUGCAAUCAAAUAUUCAAACAUAAAAGAGAUAGGUUAUGAAGACUCUACCAACUUUCCACCCGAAAUCCACUUACGAACUCCAACCUUGAACGCCUGCUUACUGGAGGACUUCCUGACUUCCAAGGGUAGCCUAUUCCACAGAAGAAUAGAUUGGAUGUGAAAUGAUGAGUGGACAGUAUCGGAACUGUGAGAAGGACAGUGAAGAAGAAGAUUGUGAGAAGAACGACUUAUAGACCUAUGAUCAUGUUGUAAUGAUCCGAUUGAAACCGAAACCGAAACUAAUACAGACAACACAUAAUAAACUGAACUAAAAUAAAUUAUGACAUUAAAAUUGGCUUAUCAAUAGAUAAAUAAUAUGUUAAGUAAUGAUUUAAAAAACCUAUUUCUACUUUAGUAAUCUGGUACAUACUUAAUAUACCUAAUUAUAUUAUCAUUGGGCACUUUCGACGAAUCAUUAGAAUCUUUUACUUUGCUCAAUUUGAUUGGAUUCGGUCAAUCAAACUCAAGCACAAAAAAAAAUUGAUAACACUACAGUGAAAUUGAGAUACUAAUAAUUGUAUUGAAGACUUUUUUUUAUUUGCGCGCUUUGUGCUGGUCGACGUCACAUUGAACACUGUAUUGACAAACGUCUGUAAGGAGGCUGGGGACUCCCUUCGAGCCUCGGCUUUUUUGUACGGGGAUUCAACUUUACAUAAUAUGUACAUAUUUCAAUGUUCCCAUCAACUUGUGACUCUUUCACGCCAAAACGAUAGAAGGGAUCAGUAUAAUAUUUAGAACAGGGGUAGGUUGUGGUCUGGAAUAACACAUAAGUUACUUUUUAUCCCACGAGAACGCGGUCGCAGCCGCUGGCCGGCGCUAGUCGAAAAUAAAUAAAUCACCGAAAGGUAAUCUGCUAUUAAUGGUCAUACAUCUUCCGUAUCAUUCUCCAUCUCCAAAUCUAUUUCUUUGUUUGAUUGGCUGUCAGUUGGUCGAGGAUUCAAUAUCUAUUCAUUCAUUCUGAGUGUCUGUGUUACGUAUAGACAUAAACAAAUCAGAAGAAAGCAGCGAGGACACAGAGUUGGUGCGCAUGCGCGAAGAGCUGCAGUGGCUACAGGCGCCGCCACCCUCCUACCAGCAGGAGACGUCGGCCCCGCACUGCCUGCGCUGUCCCCUGUCGCACCGGUUGCUGCGGGAGCCCGUGUUCGCGGCGGACGGCUACACGUACGAGCGCGCCAACAUACUCGACUGGUUCCUGGCUGCCGGUAGCGCGGUGUCGCCGGUGUCGGGGCGGCGCCUGCUGUCGAGUACUCUGCAGCUCAACUACGCGCUGCGGGACCAACUUCGUGACUUUCUGCGUAGCUGAAUUACUUCGUAUCACUUCUGUUAUCUCCAAAUUUGCUGUACUACAAACUCGAGCCCCGUAUUCUUUAUUAAACUCAGAUAUGACACCACUUGGUGCACGUUGUUUUAUUCUGCUGCUCCUGCUACGAGUUGCAGGAGUGGUCAGUCGAUGUGAUUCAGAAUUACAUAACGACGUCGUUAGCUAGCACGUGCGAUGUGUAAUGUUGUUGUACGAAUGUUCAACACCCUCUUCAGAUAUAAUUAACCAACUAAAAACAUUCUGUAAGAAACUAGCCAAGUCUCAAAAGAGCCGCUCGUUCAUCUCUAAAAAGUAACGAAAUCUGAUAAUAAGAUGUUAUAGCUUAAAUUAAGUUGACCUUAAUGCAAAUACCUAACUUUUACCGAAAACAAAAACGUC